Anastrepha obliqua is the source of this 3330-nucleotide messenger RNA. RefSeq lists its product as uncharacterized. The transcript has 7 exons. Lineage: Eukaryota; Metazoa; Arthropoda; Insecta; Diptera; Tephritidae. The record is from RefSeq and is a predicted model, not a curated record.
AUGGAAGAAGAAAGGUUGGAUGAGCGAGAGAAUGAAAAAGGAGAGGCUCUUGCUCAAGUUGCUCCGAAUGUUUGGAGUAGUCAAGAAAGAAGGCGGGACCAGUUGCCGAGAGUUGUAAGUGAAAGCCUCGUUUCAACGGUAGUUGUAGUAGGCGAAGAGAAACGACCACCUGAAGGCAUACUAAAAGAAGCUGUGGAGGAAAGGGAUGUGGAGUUUGAAUCGGAAAAGAAGAAAGACGCAGCCGAGGAGCACUUGGAGGUCGUGUUCGAUGCUGAUGACAUCCCAACGCCUCGAGCCCUAAUGAAGGUCGACAAAGCGGUCAGCACCAAUGACACUCUCGAGGAUUUGCAACGAGCUCUCACCUAUGAGGUUAUUUUCAGCACAUUGCUGGAGAAGAAAGUAAUGGCCAUCAAGAGAGAGUGUGAAGAGCGUAAACGUGCAAAGCGCAUGAAACGCAAAUCGAUCGGUCGGAUUUUCUUCAGUCGUAAACUAUUCGGCGGCUCGCGCAAGGGACGUGGAGAUAGCGAGCCUGACGUGUUCAUGCGCGGCGAUUUUGGCGCAAUGAUUGCAUCACCAACGACAUUUCGUACCCCAAAGACUGCCAGAAAACCGAGUGGGCGUGUGGCCGGGCGACAGGUCGGCGAUGAAAUUGAAGUUGUCUCAUCCGCAUCGAAUGGCAGUCACCGGUCGCAGUUAGCACGUACAAUACUCACGAAGACACAGAAGGUUAAAACAAGGCUGAGCACUGCCCCCACUGCCCAUAGCGGACAGACCGCUGAGGACAGUGUUACUAGCACGCUUAGUAACUCCUCGGACAAGCCUGAUGUAAGCGUUGGCGAUAGUGGUGGUGGUGGGGGUGGUGCUGGUGGUGGUGUUGGUGUUGGUCAACCGGUGGUGAAGCGCAGCUUAUUGGUACGCGCUCAAACGCAUACUCCGGCUGAAAUAAUGACGUCGAGUUCAGGCUCUGGAGAUUCAAGAGCGGCCAUGCACAGGCAUUCACUUUCAGUAAUUAAUGGUAAUGGUAAUGGAAAUGGUGGUAUGGGUGGAUUGCCUGCCUCACUGUUGGAACGCACUUAUGAUACGACGUCACUGGCCAGCGGCUAUGAGAAUGGCACUGGUGCACGACUGCACACCUCGACAAUGGCUGACGAUAGUCUAACUUCGUUACGUGACAGCAUCGAGAGUUUGUCGUUUGGUAGCUCGCGUUGCACUGUAAGUUUUGGUGGCGCUGAGAUCAUACCAGAGGAAACUGCCUCACUUUUGUACGAGCGUGCACGCAUUGCCAAACGUUUGCGUGUAUUGGAAGCGAAAUCCAUUAGCGCACAAUGCAGUCCCAUACUGCCACGACAUUUGGUCGCAACAAUAGCAGCUCCGGAGCCGAAGCCACCAUUGGCGCAAGCAACUGUGAGUAUUGAAAAUGAUAAGGUCUCCACCUCGGCUAAACAUAGAAUCACGCCCACCACUGCCGUUCCCUACACCGCAUCGUCCAAAGCUGCCAUCUGUACCACCGCUGGCGGCAGCGUUAUACCAACAAUCCCCACCAGCAAUAAAAUUACCCAAACAAAGCAACACAUCUUUCGCCACCAAGUGUCUUAUACGGACAGCACUUAUGGUGGAGCAGGUGACUUUGGCGAUGCAUCAGCCUAUUCACGGUACAUCUCACGGCAGAAUACUUCCGAGGAGAGCGCAAAUUUGACUGUCAGCACAUUGUUGAAUCAGAGCGACUCAUUAUCGCUGCAUGCACCCAUCUGCUCGCCCACCACAUCCUUCACCGGUGGUGGUGGAGUUGGUGCUGGUGCCUUCAUGUUAGGUGAUCGCUUCAAAUCGAAGAGUACAAGUCUGUUAGUGGUCGGCGGCAAUGGUCGCAUUCGUCCACCACCGCUGCCACCACAAUUAUUGCGCGCCCCCUACGCGCCGGCUACCAUGCCGGUUACUGAUGAUGGCUUUGUAAGUGGGACAAUGCCGAGCAAUAUUAGUCAUAGUGAACAAUUAGUAGAUAGUAUAAAUAAAAAUGCAUUCGCUUCCUCUGGCGCCGCACAGCCAGAAAUAUCAUCUAACGCACAAAAGCCAAUAUCCUCGCACCCCACAACUAUCGCUACGACUACUCCUGCUACUGCAACUGCAAUGUCUUCACAGUUAUCAUCGCCUCCUCCUACACUCUACUAUGCCGCUAAUGCGCCUGGCACAUUGGAGACCACUACGGCUGUUAUAGCGUUGAACGGCUCUGGUUUUCGGAAUGGCGCCAUCAAUGGGGUUAUUGUGGCCGGAUCAGCGGUGCCUGCGGAUACGGCUAAGUUGAAUCGCAUGACUUCUACAUCGACCGGCUCCAGUGUGGCGCCGACCGGCUGCUGCACCACAACGAAAUCCUCUUCACGCGAUCGCGAGAAAGACAAGCAACGCUUCAAGCCCAGCUGGCCGUCAGGGCAAAGCGGCAGCGACGAUGAGUAUCGAAAGCGCAAACGAAAAUAUAAACGUUACCACAGAUGUUCAGACCCCGUUCUAGUAUAUCCAACGCCAAGUGGAUUACAACACUGCAUACUUAGUAUGCCACCUAAUGAACCUGUUCAACUGCAGUACAAUGAUGAUUUUGCUUACGACAUGCAAAUCCAAAUGGAGUCCGACAAAAACGACGACCUUGAAGAAAUAGUUCCAAGCAGCCAUCGCCGACAUCGAAGACAUCGUCAUCAUCGCCACAAAAAACGACAUCGUCAUAAAAAACCAAAAAUUCUUGUGCAGGAUCUGGAAACGCGUGUUGUCAAGGUGGUCGAUCCCGAUGAUCUCUCGCAGCGGGCGCGCUGGACAAUAAUUGUAACAGCGUGCCUGCUGCUAAUCAUGUGCCUCAUGUUGGUGGGCAUAACGUUGCGCAUGGCGCCACUCAUCGAUGACAUGGGUAAGUGGCAAGUUUUAGUGCAACUAAAUUCUAUUUUUUAAUUCCGUUAUUAUUCUUAUAACUACUUUAUAUGUGUAUAUGAACGUCUUCUCUUCUACUGCUACCCCUGUUUCGCCGGCCUGAAAUUAUGGAAUGUGUCCAUCGUCCGCUUUAUGCUGUGUCCCACUGCCGAUGCCAUUCAUCAAUGUGUGUUUCUGUCAGUCUGUUCCUGUCCCGAUCCACCAGUACGCGGCAAAGCCACGCUGCUUCAGCUGCUAACUUCGAGGCCAAUGGGAAAUCUCUCAGCGAGUACAGCGGCUGCUUCGGCGAAAAUUGUAGGAUGGGACCUACACACUCUGACAAUGGCUAACCUGUGUGCCACUAGCAGCUCUCGGGUGUUCGGUUUAUUCAGCACAGCUGCUGCCCAAAAUCGGGGCUGCAUAAAACAUUACGCAAAGUGA